Molecule: messenger RNA, 1309 nt
Organism: Lathyrus oleraceus (garden pea)
Lineage: Eukaryota; Viridiplantae; Streptophyta; Magnoliopsida; Fabales; Fabaceae
Product: E3 ubiquitin-protein ligase AIP2
Exons: 5
Coding region: 247-1188 (313 amino acids)
Biological process (GO): protein ubiquitination
Cellular component (GO): cytoplasm
Molecular function (GO): ubiquitin protein ligase activity
Source: RefSeq, a predicted model, not a curated record
CUAAAAUCAUAAAUUUACAAAAUGAAUCUAAGUCGGCAAAACUGAUUCGAUACAUUCUAAGAUAACAGUAGGGGCGUUUGUAGACGAUCAUUCCCCUCUGUUUCCCCUUCCCGAAGAAAAUCGAUGCUCAAACAAACGAUAUAAAAUUAUCACAAAAUCAAAGAGGAAGAACAAAAAAGGGUUUCUGAAAUUCAAUCAUAAUCAGAAUUCGUAUUCCAGUUUCGUAAUCACAAAGAAAAGAAUCCAAUGGCUUCCGAGGAUUUAGUUAAACAAGAAUUGGAAGAAUUGCAGAAACAAUUGGGGAAGAAGCAGAAAUUUGAAGACGCUGUUUCAUCUCUUAAAUCUCUGCUUCAAACCACAUAUCCAUCAGCUUCUACCUCUCUCCGUAAAUCCUUUUAUACUGUUAUAUGCCGAGUUGCUACCGUGUUGAAGACGAGAUAUACAGCACCCGGUUUCUGGAGUGCUGGGUUAGGGCUUUUUGAGCAGGCUAUAUUGUUUGUUUCCGAACCUUCUGAGAAGGAGCACUUGAAGGCCUGCAUUGAUCAGGCUAGGGAACAUUUGCAUCUAGGAGACGACGCUUCACAAACUCUGCGACCUGCAGAGACUCGUGAAAACAGAGGAUAUCUUUUUGAGGGGCACCUUACGGUAGAUCAAGAGCCACCACAGCCUGAAUGGUUGGUGCAGGAAAACCUCUUGACAGUCGCGGCUAGACUAUUUGAAGCGGAAUCCUCUCAAGGUUUAGCAACAAAUGAAAACACGCCAGAUGAUGUUGCUAGUGUGCUUGAAAUGCUUAGAAAUAGAUUGGAAGAAGUUGUGCCCCUGAUGGAGAAUGAUGGUCAUGUAGCUCCGAGAGUUCCUCCGGCAAGUAAAGACGUUGUGGCGAAACUUCCCGUCAUUACUCUCACAGAGGAGAUCCUUGCUAAUAUGGGGAAAGAUGCAGAGUGUGCCAUUUGCAGGGAAAAUCUGGCAUUAAACGACCAAAUGCAAGAGUUACCGUGCAAGCACACAUUCCACCCACCAUGUCUAAAGCCAUGGCUGGAUGAGCACAAUUCAUGUCCAAUCUGUCGUCAUGAACUGCAAACUGAUGAUCAUGCCUAUGAGAGCUGGAAGGAACGUGAAAAGGAAGCCGAAGAGGAGAGGAAAGGCGCUGCAAACGCCCUUCGGGGUGGUGAAUUCAUGUAUGUUUAGAUUGGUGAAUAGUUGUGUAUUCUUCAUUAUUGGAAACUAUAGAUUUCUUCACAAGUUUCUAGGACAACCUUUAUAUGACAGCUAUUGCUUGAAAAUAAAAAUUUCACUUAAUUCCGAACAA